AGGACAAACACGUUCACAGAGCUUAUCCAGAUGCACAUUAGAAGCUAAUUGGACUGGAAAGCUGGUGUUAGGACAUUACUCUGCUCUGGACAGGCAACGUUAAAGACACCAGCUGGUCACCUGACCCUGGCCAGUCUCAUGUGUAUUUAGCUUUAGUGAGGAGAGCUGAAACUAUUCCAAUAAUUGGGAAAUAACUCAAAAUGUAACCACCUUGCCAGUUUUUGAUAAACUACCAUUUUGGGUAUUUUCUUCAUCCAAUAAAAAGCUGGAAUGGGGGUGGAUUCCUUCCAAAUGCAGAGAUACAACUAGCUGGAAAUAAUUGAAUCUGGGAUUAUUCAAACUCUGGUAGCUGUGCUGCACAAGGCUCUCAAACCUCUCAACAUGAAUGUGAAAUGUGUGCUGUUCGUCUUUCUGGUUGGGAUGACAUGCAUCGACGUGAGCCGUGAGAAGCCAUCAUCGAUAAUGAACAGAUGCAAGUGCAGAGGAGGUACAUUGCGUCUUGGCCCGAACAGCAUUCAAAAGUUAACGGUUCUUCCGAUUCCAAACUGCCCCCUGCAAAUCAUAGCCACUCUGAAGAACAACGGUGACCAAAUCUGCAUUCAUCCCAAAACCAAGUGGCUCCGGUUCAGAAACAAAUAUCUGAAAUCGAAGAUGUAAAGGCUACUAAAGCCGUGCAGAUCCUGUAUGCUGAAGAAACUGAUUUAUAUUCCAUGAAGAUUGGGAUCUGGCACAGUUCAUCACUCAGUAACCAAGCAUUGAUAUUAUUUACCAGCUCAGUGAUAUUAUUUACCAGCUGAAUGUUAAUAACAACACACGCUGAGAAAUGCUUUCAGAUUCAGCUUAGCAACUAUCUUAUUAAGGCUUUCAUCCUCCACAUGCUAAUCUUAAGUUUGGACAUUUAAUAAAGAUGUACAAUGAUGAGCAUAAGUAUUGCAUGAGAAGACAAUGCCUUGGGCUAGUGUGGUUUGCUUGGGAUUUCUGACCUGCUGAGCAACUUACUUCCUUCACCCAAUAAUGUCCAUUUCCCCAGCUAUUCCAACUAAACCAUGGCCUCAGCCUGUAACAUCAGCUGUUUAUUCAUUUCUAUAAAUGCUGCUUGACCUGCUGAGUUCCUCCAUCAUUUUGCACGUGUUGCUCUGGAUUUCCAGCAUCUGCAGAAUCUCUUGGAUUCCAAUUAAACAUCACAAUUUCCUGACCAAAAGGGAGGAGACCUCCUCCCCUGACCUCCAUCCUGAGGUCAAUGAGUGAUCUCCCAUCACCAAUCAGGUCACAGGUGAUAGUGACAAUGGUCUUAAAUAUGGGGACCUAUCCAUCUGCCACCAGAGUCCCAGAAGGGAAUUCAUCAAAUUUAAAUGUUAAUCACACAUGAAAGUAAAUUAGCAAGGGGAAUAUGGGACAAGAAUACCAGUUGGUUUUGGCAAAGAGCUAUGAAUUAAAUUGAAUUGAAUUGAAUGAUCUUUAUUGACAUUAUACAUAGGUACAAUACUUUAAUAACAAAGAAAUCAUUGAUGUUUUCAACAUGGCAGGAUCUUGUGAGAUUUGUGGCAGAACUGUGCCAGGUGCCCUGGCGGCAGAGGAUGCAGACUGGGAAAGUGUAGUGAAAGCAGACAAGGCAAAUCAUUGGAGUGUGAUUAGUAGAUGGUAUAAACUGCAGCCACUGUGCGCUGGUGGUGGAGGAUACAAGUGACAAUCCUGUGACAACAGAUAUUGCUUUGCGCUGGAUGGCGUUAGGCUCCUGUGGCUUUUGGGAAAUCCACUCAUCCCAGCAUGGGUGGUGGGGUGGAGUUAUGUUUCUAUCAAAGAAGGUGUAAGGUGUUCCUUACCUCUAUUAGCCUGCAGGUGACCCUUGGACAAGGCGUAGCACCUGCUUAGCCCCUGAUCAGGGUCAUGUGCAGCAUGGGAGUAGGUAGUGGAUGGUUGGAUGAGCAGUUGAUGCAUAUCACAAGUUGUGGUUAUGUAACCACUGAAGCCAGCUAGACAAUCUCUGGAGAGUAUUGAUAAUGGCUGGAUUGCCCAUCUUGUAAAGACAAUGCCCAGAUGAAGCAAAAAACUUCUGUAGAAAAAUUUGCUGAGAUCAAUCGUGGUCAUGAGACCAUGAUCUCCCACAUCACAUGACAUGGCACAUAAUGAUGAUGUCAUACAACACUGCACAUAAUGAUGAUGAUGAUGACGACUCUCCCCAGCAAGCGCAGAAUGUUCUAUCAUACCCCAACUUGUGUCUCGUAGAUGAUGGAAAGAAUUUGGGUUUCCAAGAUAUGAGUCAUUUGAGGUGAGAUACCUAGCCUUUGACCAACUAUUUAAGCAUUGAUAUUUAUGUGAACGGUACAGUGGAGUUCUGGUUAAUGGUGACACCAGGAUAUUGAUACUGGGGGCUUGGUUGCCGUGAUAUCAUUGAAUAUCAAGGGCUGGUACUUAGACUGUCCCUUGUGGGAGGUGAUUAUUGCCCAAACACUUUUGUAGUGAUUAUGUUGCUUUGCCACUUAUCUCACCUAGUCUGAGUGUUAUCUGGGCCGUGCUGCAUGCUAGCACAGGCUGCUGAAGAGUUACAAUUGGGCUUAAACCCUAUGACUAACCUCUCACCUUAAAUGGAGAGUCGCAUGUAUCAUUCCACAGUGAGGUGUUGGCGCCAAGAGGGAAAUGAUACAUCGGUCCCUGUGGACCGGCUAAAGAGACUCAGCAGGAAGAAUAAACAUAAUAGCAGCCACCAGCUGGACCAAAAAAACAUUAGCACACUAAAAAUGGUCAUGAGAGUAAAUCUGUUAGUGCAUCUCACAACACACAAACUUUCCUUGAAAAAUGUAGAGUGAAAUACACAUUCCACAUAAGUUACAACUUUCAGAAUAAUUCAUACUCAUUUUCCUUUGCUGAACAUUUUCUUUUGAAGAAUCCCUGUUGCACAAUGAUACAUCUCAGUGUUUGUUCAGCUCAGUGACCAGAUGCCCAUCUCUGAAUCAGAAGAUGUUUUGGGCUCAUGUCUGUACUCUGGUGCUAAGUUCAUCAAGCUGGACCUUAUCUAGUGUUGGACAGAGAUGAACCCUAUCAGCCCAUUGAUACACCCAAUGAUAUUCUCCUGAAAACUCUGACCCACGGUCGAAUAUUCUGCAGGAGAUGGAAUGUUAUGUUGAAGUUGUAUAAGAUAUCGGUGAGGUCUAAUUGGGAAGAUUGUGUGCAGUUUUGGUUUCCUGCCUACAGGAAAGAUGUAAAUAAGGUUGAAAGAGUGCAGAGAAAAUUUAUGAGGAUGUUGGCAGGUCUGGAGGACCUGAGUUAUAAGGAAGGACUUUAUUCCUUAAAAUGUAAAAGACUGAGAGGAGAUUUGACUGAGGUCUACAAAAUUAUGUGGGGUGUAGAUAAGCAAAAGAAGCAGGCCUUUCCCACUGAGAUUGGAGGUCAUGGCUUAAGGCUGAAAGAUGAAAAGUUUAAGGGGAACAUGAGGGGCAACUUGUUCACUCAGAUGGUCGUGAGAGUGUGGAAUGAGCUGCUCGUGCAAGUGGUGCACACAAAGUCUAUUUUAACAUUUAAGAGAAGUUUGGAUAGGUAAAUGGAUGGCUGGAGUAUGGAGGUCAAUGGUCCAGUGCAGGCCGAUGGGAGUAGGCAGUUCUAAUGGCUUAGCAUGGAGUAGAAGGGGCAAAGGGCCUGUUUCUAUGCUGUACUUUUCUAUGACUCUAAUCUGUCUGUCUCCUCAUGACCCCUUGAAGAUUCCUAAUGCAUUCAUUGUCUUUGCGAGUUAGUUCGUUGGACACACACUGCCUUUGGUGGCUUUCUGAAUUGAAGAAAGACGUUUAUGCAGACUGCAAACUGAGGAAAACACUUGCCAAACAUUUUGUGAAGAAAUAAGACAAGAGUAAUUAGUGACAAACAUCAUGCAAAAAGAAACAUUUAAGCAAGUUCAGAUAUACUUAAAACCGUUCACUCAAAUUUCUUAAAGGAAAACUACUAGCAAUAACCUAUAGGCUAUGAAUAUACAUUCAGUUUUAUUAAACAAUAUCAAUGUUCUGGAUGAUGGGUACAUAUAUUUAGUGUAUUUUGUUACAGGGUGGUCUAAAUAAAAACUGAAUUACUUCUGGAAAUGAGUAUGGAGGACCCAAGGGAAGGAUUGCAUUCUGUAUGUCACUCAUUAUAAACAUAAGACCCAUACAAUGGGGCUGAUUUCUCUCUCUUACCUAAUGAUCUGUAUCAGCUAUUGAUUUUGCCCUUGAAUAUUCUGCAUUGUUUUCCAAAUAUUUCACAAAUACAGUAAUGUGCAGUAAUUGCAGAUUCCGAAGCCUUUCUGUCUGACAGCAUUCCCGGGCCAGGAUCGCUCAUUGUAACACAAUACAAUGCUAUUUUGAAAGGCUCCUCAUAAUUUGUUCUAAAAUUACGGAGUCUUUGUGCCUGCUCCCAGGAGCUCAGUUCACUUUGUUUGUUUGAUUUCCUGCCCCCAGUCUGCAACCACUGCAAAGCAAAGUGCCAAAUUUGUGGAAGUUUUCAUUCCUCUGCUAAACUCCAGAAAAUGUGAAAAGAAAUGUUUAAAGUUCAAAGUAAAUUUAUUCUCAAAGUUCAGAUAUGUUAUCAUAUACAAUGCUGAGAUUCAUUUUCUUGCAAGCAUUCACCGUAAAUACGAAGAAACGCAAUAGAAUCAAUGAAAAACUGCACACGAGGACAAGCAACAACGUGCAAAUACAAAAGAAAAAAACAAAAUAAUCAAAAUAAUAAACAAAAAUAAUAAAUAUAGAGAAUAUAAGAUGAAGAGACCUUGAAAGUGAGUCCAUAGGUUGUGGAAAUAGUUCAGAGAUGGGAGCGAGUGAAUUUGAAUGAAAUUAUCCUCUCUGGUUCAAGAGCCAGGCUGAGGGAUAUCUAUUUCACAAAAGUUAUAAAAUACGGACAUUAUUAUAUAUUGUUUUGCAAUUGUUAUACAAAUAAAAGCAUAUUUAAUUUACCUUUA
Messenger RNA from Hypanus sabinus (Atlantic stingray), 4921 nucleotides. Its product is annotated as stromal cell-derived factor 1-like. The transcript has 4 exons. NCBI's taxonomy places the organism in Eukaryota, Metazoa, Chordata, Chondrichthyes, Myliobatiformes, Dasyatidae. Gene Ontology annotation, biological process: chemokine-mediated signaling pathway; immune response. The coding region runs from base 382 to 657 and encodes 91 amino acids. The record is from RefSeq and is a predicted model, not a curated record. Gene Ontology annotation, cellular component: extracellular region. Gene Ontology annotation, molecular function: chemokine activity.